CAACAAAGCUACUGUAAACAAAGCCGGAAAAUUCUGGAAAAACAAGCGAAUGACCAUGCAAACUUACCAGCUGAUCCGAUUUCCCAUUUUCUCACGCCAAAGUCUAUCUUCAGGUCGAAAGAUCCCACGUAUAACCACCCAGCGCCCCUUGCAGGCGCCUAUCACGGAACGGCACUCCACAGCGCCAACACCAUAAGCGCGGAGCUCCACAAUUAGCCAUGCGGCACAGCAGCGCAGCAGCGUGCUUUAAGAUGGCCCAGCAGCAGCUCGAGCAGAGCUUAGCUCUGGUGGCGCGGCGUUUUCCUUCACGAUGCGGUUGAUGGCAACGGCCCUGACCUUUUUUCUCUGCUUCAUCACCUCCUCGCUGGCCGAGGACGAUGAUCCCAUUUUUUUCUACACCAACAAGCCAAACACGUGCUCCUAUGACGGCACAACAAUCUCCGCAAACAACAUCACCAACACCGGCAGCCUAUGCGCCUACCUCCCCAGCCGACGCGUCGUCUUCAGCUGCGACGCGCCCGACUCGUGCGUCUCCGUGCUGCCACACAUACACACUCACCUAAACACGCGCACUAACGGCCGCUACGCAGCAUCUGCUGGACCUGGAACGUCCUCUGCACCGGGGCCCCCAUCGCCUCCACCGACGACAGCGACACGACGCCCAGCCCGUCGGACGCCCAGCUCGGCUGCUCCAGCACCGCCGACGGCGUCACCUACUCCUGGUGCUGCGACGCCCCGUCCCAGACGUGCACCAACGGCCGCCGCCAGAUCAACAUCUGCUGAAGCCGCUUCGCCAACCCGCAGCAGGGCCUUGACCCCGCCGCCGCCGUCGCCAAAGCAAAGGAGUCCCGCUCCGCCCUCAAUAGCGCCGCUGCGCAGUCGCUGGCUGCGUACAGCUCUGCUCAUGCCUCCUCUGGGGCUGCCUUGACGUCCACUGGCACCCCUGCCGCCACUGCAACGGGCGUCUUGACCAGCAUUUCGGAACCCGCUUCUGCGAGUGCUACGGACGGUGCUGCUGCUGC
Aplosporella prunicola CBS 121167 is the source of this 1022-nucleotide messenger RNA. RefSeq lists its product as uncharacterized. Bases 311 to 928 code for a protein of 205 amino acids. Lineage: Eukaryota; Fungi; Ascomycota; Dothideomycetes; Botryosphaeriales; Aplosporellaceae. The transcript has a single exon. The record is from RefSeq and is a predicted model, not a curated record.